CACCGAUUCACCAACCCACUGAAAGUAACACAAGUGCCUGAAUCCUGAUUGCUGACAUAUAAACCAACUCAGAAGCUCCGCCUCCUUUCCAAUCAACCGCCACAAAAACUCAGAGGAGAGAGAAAAUCAGUCACUUAAGGAGUGAGAAUUUGCGGCAAUAAUAGCUAUGUCAAUGGCGCUUCGCAGACUCUCUUCUUCUUCCUCCUCUUCCAUUCGUCCUCUCUUCAAUGGCGGUUCUCAUUACUACAUGUCUUCUUUAUCAAAUGAAGCUACUUCGCAAAACAAUCGAUCUCGUGUCAAUUGGAUAAAGCAGCUGAAUGAACCGCUUGAGGUUAUUGAUCCUGAGGUUGCAGACAUUAUUGAGCUGGAAAAAUCUCGGCAAUGGAAGGGGCUUGAGCUUAUACCGUCAGAGAAUUUCACCUCUGUUUCUGUAAUGCAAGCUGUGGGGUCUGUCAUGACUAACAAAUACAGUGAAGGAUAUCCAGGGGCUAGAUACUAUGGAGGAAAUGAGUACAUUGAUAUGGCUGAGUCUUUGUGUCAGAAGCGGGCACUUGAAGCAUUUCAGUUGGAUCCUGCUAAAUGGGGAGUUAAUGUGCAGUCUCUGUCUGGGUCACCAGCUAACUUUCAAGCUUACACUGCUCUUCUGAAACCUCAUGAGAGAAUCAUGGCACUUGAUCUACCUCAUGGUGGGCAUCUUUCACAUGGUUAUCAGACUGACACCAAGAAGAUAUCAGCUGUGUCCAUAUUCUUUGAGACUAUGCCAUAUAGAUUGGAUGAAAGCACAGGGUACAUCGAUUAUGAUCAGCUGGAGAAGAGUGCUGCCCUGUUUAGACCUAAACUAAUAGUUGCUGGUGCAAGUGCUUAUGCACGCCUAUAUGAUUAUGCACGCAUCAGAAAGGUUUGUGACAAGCAAAAAGCUAUUUUACUAGCAGAUAUGGCGCAUAUUAGCGGGUUGGUUGCUGCAGGUGUCAUUCCUUCUCCUUUUGAGUAUGCAGAUAUUGUGACAACUACAACACAUAAGUCCCUCCGAGGACCACGAGGGGCAAUGAUUUUUUUCAGGAAGGGUCUGAAGGAGAUAAACAAGAAGGGGCAGGAAGUAAUGUAUGAUUUUGAAGACAAAAUCAAUCAAGCUGUCUUUCCAGGACUUCAAGGUGGACCACAUAAUCAUACUAUUGCAGGCUUAGCUGUUGCAUUGAAACAGGCUAGGACUCCAGAGUACAAAGCCUAUCAAGAGCAGGUACUCAGUAACUGCGCUGCAUUUGCCCAGAAGCUAGCUGACAAAGGAUAUCACCUGGUGUCUGGUGGGACUGAUAACCAUCUAGUCUUGGUAAAUCUGAGAGACAAGGGCAUUGAUGGAUCACGGGUUGAAAAAGUUUUGGAAGCAGUUCAUAUCGCAGCUAAUAAGAAUACAGUUCCUGGUGAUGUGUCAGCCAUGAUUCCUGGAGGCAUUCGUAUGGGAACCCCUGCUCUAACAUCUAGGGGAUUCAUGGAAGAGGAUUUUGCAAAAGUGGGCGAGUUCUUUGACGAUGCUGUGAAAUUGGCAUUAAAGAUAAAAGCUGAUACGAAAGGGACAAAGCUGAAGGAUUUUGUGGAAACUAUGCAAUCAAAUGACAAGUUUCAGUCCGAGAUAACGAAGCUACGUGGAGAAGUUGAAGAGUAUGCAAAACAAUUUCCAACAAUUGGUUUUGAGAAAGAUACGAUGAAAUACAAGGAGUAGGCACUGCUUACAAUGAAGUACGACAAUAAUGCUCAGAUAAAAUAUUCAGCCAAUUUGUAGGGGAUAAUAUUGCACAAUAUCAAGGUUGAGAAGGGCGAAAGAAGCACCAGAUUGGAGGAGACAUUCUGAGUACACAACACUUUGGUUCCUAAGCAGAUUAGCGAAAUCAGUAUUUGAUGCAUAUUUGCGCUAGGCAUUUAUACAUGACAACGACAUAAAUCAUUGAUUGCGACAAAUUUAUGUCGUCAUUAUUAACAGAUACUUUACACCUUUCAUAUCUUUUUUUUUUGGAAUCAAGACGAGAAGAACCUUUUCGUUCCUUGAUAAAGAAAGCUUGAAGUACGGCCUUGCAUUUUUUUUUUCUUUUCUUUACAUGGAGAAGUUAGAACAUCCUUCUCUUAGUAGAACUGCAUGGCAUUAGAGAACUGCAUGGCAUGUUAUGUGGUAGAGGACUUUCUAAAUUUUUGAUGUCUUUAUCUAAGUUUCUCAUAUUUGAACUUA
Messenger RNA from Beta vulgaris subsp. vulgaris (sugar beet), 2218 nucleotides. RefSeq names its product serine hydroxymethyltransferase 2, mitochondrial. Bases 167 to 1717 code for a protein of 516 amino acids. The transcript has 15 exons. Gene Ontology annotation, cellular component: cytoplasm. The record is from RefSeq and is a predicted model, not a curated record. Gene Ontology annotation, biological process: folic acid metabolic process; L-serine catabolic process; tetrahydrofolate interconversion. Lineage: Eukaryota; Viridiplantae; Streptophyta; Magnoliopsida; Caryophyllales; Amaranthaceae. Gene Ontology annotation, molecular function: cobalt ion binding; pyridoxal phosphate binding; glycine hydroxymethyltransferase activity.